Molecule: messenger RNA, 453 nt
Organism: Metschnikowia bicuspidata var. bicuspidata NRRL YB-4993
Lineage: Eukaryota; Fungi; Ascomycota; Pichiomycetes; Serinales; Metschnikowiaceae
Product: monothiol glutaredoxin
Exons: 2
Coding region: 1-453 (150 amino acids)
Source: RefSeq, a predicted model, not a curated record
AUGUUCUCAAGAUCGAUCGGUCAAGCCUCUUCGCGCCUUUUCAGACAGCCUUUAUUUUUCAGAUCGCUUUCUACGGAGGUCAAAAAUGCCCUUGAUGGUGCCGUCCGGUCUGCGCCGGUUGUCCUUUUUAUGAAAGGCACUCCAGAGUUUCCUCAAUGUGGGUUUUCCAGAGCCACCAUUCAAAUAUUGGGCCAACAAGGAGUUGAUCCAAAUAAGUUCGCCGCAUACAAUGUUCUAGACGACCCGGAAUUGAGAGAGGGAAUCAAAGAAUAUAGUCAGUGGCCUACUAUUCCUCAGCUUUACGUUAACAAAGAGUUCAUUGGAGGUUGUGAUAUUGUUCAGUCUAUGGCUCAAAGCGGCGACUUGCUGGAGUUGUUGGAGUCUAAUGACUGUCUUGUUGCUGAGGAAGAUGAAUCCCCUCAACAAGCUGAUAUCAAACCAAGCGAAAGAUAG